ACCAAUUAGCAUCAAACAUACAGAGUCAGAGCUCCCACGCUCCUCUCUUUUAUCUCACCUGCGCAAUUCUGUAUUGGUCCAUGUGAAGAGCGCCCUUGCCCUCUCUCUCUCUCUUCCCUUUUGUUGCUCUAGGCUUUUCCACUUCUCUCUGCGUUGAAUAUGACGAUCGAUGACGAUAACUCAAUCUACGUUGGUGGCAUCCCUUACGAUUCAACGGAAGAAAGCCUGCGCAGGGUCUUCGACCUAUAUGGUGCCGUUGUAGCCGUAAAGAUAAUAAAUGACCGGGAAGUUGGAGGUAAAUGCUAUGGAUUUGUCACUUUUACGAAUCCAAGAUCUGCUAUUGAUGCUAUCAAUGAUAUGAAUGGCAGGACUAUUGGUGGAAGACCUGUGAGAGUAAAUGAAGUGAGGAGCAGAAAUAGGCCCAAUUUUCACCGUGAAAAUUUUAACAGAGAUAUUGGAAGGGACAUAGAUUGGGACAGAGACAGGGAUAGAGACCGGGAUCAGGAUCAUGAUAGAGAUCGGUAUAGGGACAGAAACAAUGGCAGACUGCGUGAGCAGGAUAGAGAACGAGAGAGAGAUUAUGAUCGUGGCCAUGAUUAUAAUCGCAUGAAGGAUAAUUCCCUUGACCGUGAUAGAGAGAAAGAUCAUGAUCUCGAUGGCAAUCGAACCCAUGACCGAGAUUGGGACAGUGAGCAUGGUCUUGAUUGGGACCAGGAUAGGGACAUUGAAAGGAACAUUGUCAAAAGAGAUACUGAAAGAAACAAAGAUCAUGAUAGGAACAGAGAUAAGGACAAAGAUAAAGAGCAUCGGCCAAAGAAUCGACUUGGCAGUUUUGAUGAGCGCCCAAUGAGGGAGAGGGAGCUGUCAUCAAACUCGAGCGAUUACCAAGACCAGGUGAAGGAGGAAUUAGAUGGAGCCAUUAAAAGGCACAAUGAGCUUCAGAGGGAGAUCGAUCAGAUGGAAGAGAAAUUCGAGGAAAAGCAGCAGCUUGUUUUAGAACUACAAAAGAAUACCCAGAAACUUGAAGAGUCACUGGCAGCCACAAAAAUGCUCAAAUUGCAUCGCCAGGCUCAAUUAACCAAGAUGCAAAGGUGUUUCCUGCAAGUUAGGGGCUGCACUGAAAAGCUCAAAUGCUAUGAACAGGAACUCCAGGAGUAUUUGUAUGCGACUGAGCAGACCCUUGUGGAUGCGGAUAUGGUUGAUGUUAAUGAUGGAGAAAACAUGGAGUUCUGAUAAGAUAUUCCGUUUGUUGAUGGCCUGGCUUAAGUGCCUUGAAGAACGCAAACAUAGAUCUAAUGCUUCUUAGGCACUCUAUGCACCUUUGGAAUUCUCUGAAAAAGCCGUUGGAGUGCCGUUGGUACCAUGGACAGGAAUCAGAUCAGCGUGCACAAGCCUUGGGGAUUAUAGAUCCACAGGCUUUUAGUGUUAACUUGGGCCCCCUUUGGGGGCAGGUAAGGUGGUUUCUUUGAGGGACAAGGAACCCUUGACCUCCCUCAUUUGCUGAGUUUGCAGCUCUGCCAGCCAUUUAGAUUUGUAACUAUGAAAACUUUUUGAGUUUUGGGACAAUAUUCGUAUGUUAAUAUAGAUUUUUGUUUCUUAUCUUUAAUUUUUGGGACUUGAUACUGAAUAAGAUUUGAUUCUUGGAAUUUUGGAA
Amborella trichopoda is the source of this 1654-nucleotide messenger RNA. RefSeq names its product RNA-binding (RRM/RBD/RNP motifs) family protein. Gene Ontology annotation, molecular function: RNA binding. The record is from RefSeq and is a predicted model, not a curated record. Gene Ontology annotation, cellular component: nucleus; mitochondrion. NCBI's taxonomy places the organism in Eukaryota, Viridiplantae, Streptophyta, Magnoliopsida, Amborellales, Amborellaceae.